AUGGCAAAUAUUUUAGAAUCAGGUUUUAUUAAAGCUCAUUCAACAAAUUUGCCUAAAAUAGACGCAUUUAUGGUAUGUGAAUUUGUUAAAGAAAGUGACAAAUUCAACGCUGCUGAAGUUAGGAAUGCAAAAGCUGCAAUAUCAUCACGAGAAUCGUACGGUGACAAAGCAAUAGGAUAUGUAUGUCUUAAAAGAGACGAAUCUUUGGGGACAUGUAUUGUUCAAUGCAAGAUAUGUCCUGAGCAUCGUAACAAAGGAUACUCAGUAACAUUGACCGUUAAUGAAAAAGAAGAAAAAGUAAUUGAUGUCCAGUGUCACGACUGUGCAGCAUCAAGCGGAGGCUGCAAACAUGCAAUCGCCUUUUUAAUGUGGAUUCAUAGGAAGUCGGAAAAUCCUUCCAUUACAGAAAUAGAAUGUUAUUGGCGUCGCUCUUCUUUAGCUUCCAUUGGCACAUCAAAAAAGUACAUUGAGUUGAAAGAAUUUGGAAAAACUGACGUUGUCGAUACACAGCGAUUAGACAAUUCAUCAUUUUUAAAAGCUGUAAUUCAUAAAGCAAAAGAGAAGCAAUUAGACAGUCAACUCUCCAGGCACAAUUUUGUAUUAGAAAGCCGAAAAUUGAUAUCUCUGUCAAUACAUCAAUUAUUAUUAAAUUUUUGUGAAAACGGAUGUUUCUCUAUAGACAAAUUUUUAGACUGUGCUAGAAAAGAAAUGUCAGAGGAUUUAUGUCGUAUGGCAGAAGAAUUAACCAGAUACCAAAGUGAUACUCAAAUUUGGCAUGAACUCCGGUAUGGUAGAAUAACAGCAUCAAGAAUAUAUGAAGCAGCACACUGCAAAACAUCAAAUGGAACAUUUGUACAACAAAUUAUUGGAGUAUCAAAAAUAUUUGAGUCACAAGCAAUGCAACGAGGAAAAAAAUUGGAGAAAGAAGUAUUGAUUGAGGCCCGUAAGAUUACGCAACUGUUUCGCAACUCUUUCAAAGAUUGCGGUUUAGUCUUAUUACCUUUAUUUCCAAUAUUAGGAGCAUCGCCUGAUGCGAUAGGUGAUGAUUUUAUUGUUGAAGUUAAGUGUCCAUCAAUCCCACAAGUACCUAGGGAAAUAGUCCGCCCACACAAAGCCUCGGAUGCGUGGGUAAGACUACUUACUCUGGGAUGUCGCCUGGUGCACCAGAGGCAUCGUUCCAGACACUGCUCCCUUAGUGCCACGCAGCCGUUGCCACGAUUGCUUACAGCUUAG
Messenger RNA from Solenopsis invicta (red fire ant), 1233 nucleotides. RefSeq lists its product as uncharacterized. Lineage: Eukaryota; Metazoa; Arthropoda; Insecta; Hymenoptera; Formicidae. The coding region runs from base 1 to 1233 and encodes 410 amino acids. The record is from RefSeq and is a predicted model, not a curated record. The transcript has 4 exons.